UCUCCCUAGACGAAUUUACAGAGAAGCCUCAGACUCGAGCCUCCGUUGCCUCCACCCUCGCUCCGCCGUCGCCUCCACCUUCGCGCCGCCGUUGCUGGUGGAAGGCAGCCCAAAAUUCACCCUAAGCUAGCGACCUUCAUCACCUAGGUUUCAAGGUGGUCGUUCGGGCUACGUUCUAGGGCGCAAAUUCGACGGAGGAAGGGGACUCUCUUUUUGGCGAGGGGAGUUUCUGGACCCGGAGCUUUGGAAGAAUGUGGUGAUGCUCAGUUGUGAUUCAACUGUGGAUGGCGGCGUCUGUUAUGUUUAUUUGGUUGGAACAUCUCAUCUUUCGAAGGAAUCUUGCCAAGAAGUUGAAGCUGUGAUUGAUUUCUUGAAACCAGAGGUUGUUUUCCUGGAGUUAUGCCCUGCUCGUACAUCUCUUUUUAAGGUUCCAACAAUUGGAGAAAUGGUGCAGAUUUGGAAGAGAAACAGGAAACUUUUUGCCAUUAUUUACAACUUUUUUGCUCUUAAGCUUGCUAUGAAACUGGAAGUUCAACCUGGGGAUGAGUUUCACGUGGCGUAUGAAGAAGCAAAAAAGUAUGGCGAUAAGGUUGUCCUUGGUGAUCGACCUGUUCAGUACACAUUACAUAGAACAUGGAUGAAGAUGUCUCUUAGGCACAAGAUAAAAUUGCUUUCCACCUUUAUGUUUCAAUCAUUUUUCUCUCCAAGUUCUGAAGUGAUCAAUAAGAAGCUAAAGAAAAUGGAUGAUGGUCACAUGCCAACUAUUCAAGAAGUAAGCAAGGAGUUUCCAACUAUUAUGGAAACUAUUAUCCACGAGCGCGACAAAUAUAUGUCAACCAAUUGACUUAGAGUUGCUCGUGAGCAAAAUUCAGUGGUAGCAGUAGUCGGGAAAGGCCACCUACAUGGAAUUGAGGAGAACUGGGAACAGGAUAUUGAAGUGAGCGCAGGAAAGCACGUGGUAUUAGCUUGUUCAUAGUGCAGAGCUUAUUUAGAUAUGUUUAAGAAGUUUUUUUUUGUCUGAAUCUACUCCCAACACCAGAUUAUUUGUUUACCCCUUUCAAACACUUGAGCUGCAAUUGGGCAAUUAAAAGCUUGAUAUUCAAGUUGGUGAAAGUCAGUGGUGAUGAUUAAUUGAUUAUCACAGCAUUUAGCAUGCAACGGACUGCGACGUUCUUGGCUGUGGAUGGCAUUGCACUGCUCCAAACAAUCAUAAGUGCAAACAGAUUUUUGAACUUCAGUUUUCUUAUUGCCGAGGCAUCUAAUUUAAGCAAAGAGAGGAAUUCAUUAUUACUUGUCUCUUUGAAAUUUCCCGAUCUUCAUAUAGAGAAUGAAGUGCAACAAAUAUGAGGCCAUAUGGGCAAGGUCAAUUGGUCAGCGCAAGAUGGAAGAGAAUGAGUUUGAAGCUGCUCCAAAGUUUGUUUCAAAAGCACAAAACCUUUACCCGGGACUUGACAUUACUAGCCAAUUGCUAAGCAUCUGUAAGAUUGUUAUAUCUAGCAUCUGGUUUUAUUGUUGUAGGAGAUGUCUAUUUGGGUUUAAGGUAGUUGUAUGGUUGAACGUUAUUUGUAGGGCUUGAUUGGUGGUUACUUGGUUGCUAUUGGAGAGCUGUGUUCAUUUU
Molecule: messenger RNA, 1618 nt
Organism: Andrographis paniculata
Lineage: Eukaryota; Viridiplantae; Streptophyta; Magnoliopsida; Lamiales; Acanthaceae
Exons: 2
Coding region: 260-844 (194 amino acids)
Source: RefSeq, a predicted model, not a curated record